GACGCGGUUCUGGGUCUGUUGUGGCUCGGCUGAAGAAAGUUUCCAAACACAACAAUUCCUGGUGAAGCACCUCAGAUCUUUGUCACAUCCUAUUAUAAAGAUGGCGUUUAUUAAAGAGGAGAGUGAAGACAUGAGGAUUGAAGAGACAUUCAGAGUGAAAGAAGAAGAUACUGGGGAAACAGAACUGAUGCCGCUGAAAGUGGAGAGUGACAUACUGAAUCAUAUAGAAGAGAAAGAUCAAUAUGAGAAACAUCAUGAUUUCAUUACUGAAGAUGAAUCUUUUAGUUACUCACAGACUGAAAAUACUUUCUCACAAAAAAAAGUUCGAAAGAUAGGAACAAGAAAUCAUUUUGCUUGCUUUCAAUGUGGGAAGAGGUUCAGUCAACAUGGAAAUCUUCAGGCUCACCUAAAACUUCACACAGGAGAGAAGUCUUACACAUACCCUCAACGUGGAAAGCAAGAUGGGAACCUUAAAGUCCACAUAAAAAUUCAAACUGGAGAGAGCCCUUUCACCUGCCAACAGUGUGGAAUAAGCUUCACUGUAAAAAGAAGCCUUACCAGGCACAUGGGAAUCCACACUGGAGAGAAGCCUUACACAUGCCCUCGGUGUGGAAAGAGUUUUAAUCAACAUGGAAACCUUGAAGUCCACAUGAGGGUUCACACUGGAGAGAGCCCUUUCACCUGUCAACAGUGUGGAAAGAGUUUCAGCCGAAAAGGAAACCUUAAUUAUCACAUGAGAGUUCACACUGGGGAGAGACCUUUCACCUGCCAACAGUGUGGAAUGAGCUUCACUAUAAAAGGAAGCCUUACCAGGCACAUGCGAAUUCACUCUGGAGAGAAGCCUUACACAUGCCCUCAGUGUGGAGAGAGUUUCAAACGACAUGGAAACCUUAAAGUCCACAUGAGAAUUCACUCUGGAGAAAAGCCAUACACAUGCCCUCAGUGUGGAAAGAGUUUUGAUCAACAUGGGAACCUUAAAGUCCACAUGAGAAUUCACACUGGAGAGAAGCCUUACACAUGCACUCAGUGUGGAAAGAGUUUUGAUCAACAUGGGAACCUUAAAGUCCACAUUAGAGUUCAUACUGGAGAGAAACCUUACACAUGCACUCAGUGUGGAAAGAGUUUUGAUCAACAUGGGAACCUUAAAGCCCACAUGAGAGUUCACACUGGAGAGAAGCCUUACAAAUGCAUGCAGUGUGGUAAGAGUUUCACUAAAAAAGGACAUCUUGAAGUCCACAUGCCAAUUCAUACUGGAGAGAAGCCUUUCACCUGCAAACAAUAGAAGCAGCACAGAGAGCCCUUCAGAAACGUGCGUGGCGCGGCUGGAAUAAACACAAGCAUUGACUACGAGUGUCCUCAGUCAUCAUCAGUGGCCGUAUCAGAGCCACACUGCACCGCAGACGUGUGAAACGCAGCUACUGUGGAAAAAGUUUCAGCUGAAAAGGAAUCCUUAACAAGCACAUGAAAAUUCCCACUGGAGAGGAGUGUAGAUCAAUAUGGAUGCCUUAAAGUCCCCAUGAGAAUUCACACUGGAGAGAAGCCAUUUAUAUUUGGUCAGUGUGGGAAGACUUUCAGAUAUAAUAGAACCCUUAAUUACUACAUGAAGAUUCACUUAAGAAAGAACUGUUUUAUAUCAUCAGUGUGGAAUAUGUUUCACUGUGGAAAAAAUUUGCGGAAACAAAGCAACUCUUAAGGUUUAUGCCGUUUCAGAUGUUUCUUGAGGUUAGUUUAUAAACUUCUAUGAAGUGUAUUUUUGUACAAAUAAAGGUCCAAUAUUUGUCAAAAUGAUAAUUUUCCAUCCACAAUUUUACUCUCUGUGAAAAACACUCAGCUUCAUGGGGCAUUACCUCUUGGAGAAAUGGAAAUAAACAGCCACUGCUGUGAUUGGCUAACUUCAUCACACCAUAUCCAUGCCCUCCUUCACAACAUGUUGUUUUUGAUACUCGAGAUGGUAAAUACUGUGAUAGAGCCAUAUAUGUAUGAGCUUGAGUCGGAAGAAGUGGAAACAAUGCAACCACAAUGAUGGUAACAGUCUGUUUCAGUGUGGUAAUUGCUUUUGUUUGCUUAAUUUCCUGUACUUGUCAUAUUACAAAGGUGACUACAUGUACGCAGAUGUGUACAAAUUUGAUCAACACUCAAAACAAUGAUUUGC
Molecule: messenger RNA, 2152 nt
Organism: Sinocyclocheilus grahami
Lineage: Eukaryota; Metazoa; Chordata; Actinopteri; Cypriniformes; Cyprinidae
Product: zinc finger protein 239-like
Exons: 4
Coding region: 101-1282 (393 amino acids)
Biological process (GO): regulation of transcription by RNA polymerase II
Molecular function (GO): RNA polymerase II cis-regulatory region sequence-specific DNA binding; DNA-binding transcription factor activity
Source: RefSeq, a predicted model, not a curated record